CGUUUUCCAUUUUCAUCUUCAUUUUUUCUCAGUGCUGCAUCGUUGUCAUUUGCAUCAUAGCUUCCAUAUAUGGUGCAAAGCCUAGUGAAGCCCUUAUUUUCAACCCAUUUUGUGACCAAAGCUUAGGGUUUUGUUGAUUGUAUUGGUGCCCAAUCUAAGGUGAUUCAUUGGGUUGCUUUUGGGAAUGAGAGAUGGUUAUUUAUGAACAUUUAGACGUCAAUCAUGAACACUCAGGUGUCAUGCAGUGGGGCAUUCAACUUCUUGAUGGUGAUCCAAUCAAUUCUGGUAGUUAUUAUGAGCAGAUAACACAUCAUGGUGCUGAUGACGUUUCUAAUGGACACUAUCAAGAGCAUUAUGAUACAGAUGGUACUCAUGUGGAGAAUGAUGAGGCUAUUGCGCGUACGCUUCAAGAAGAGUUUUUGCAGCUGACAAUGUCAGAAGUGUCUGGAUAUUCACAUGCAGGAGAAGAGCACUAUCAAGCGUCAAAUAUUGAACAUGAUUGGCAUAGUCCAUCACCAAUGAACUACUAUUCAGACCACAAUUAUGGCCAGGAAGAAGCUGACUAUGCGGAGCCUUCCACUUUAUGUUCUAGCACUGGUGAUAGAGAGGAGUAUCCUUAUUCUUUGGAGCCAACCAAUGAAUAUGCACUUGAUGGUGAAGUAGGCACGAGACUGGAUCAAAUGAUCCUUAUUCCUCAUGUUCCUAGGAUCAAUGGUGAAAUUCCUUCAAUUGAUGAAGUGACUUCAGAUCAUCAGAGGCUUCUGGACAGAUUGCAGAUGUAUGACUUUGUAGAGCAUAAGGUUCAAGGAGAUGGUAAUUGUCAGUUUCGUGCUUUAUCAGAUCAAUUACAUCACACACCUGACAACCACAAGUUUGUAAGGCAACAGGUCGUGAGUCAGCUUAGAUCUCACUCAGAGAAUUAUGAGGGAUAUGUUCCCAUGGAAUAUGAUGACUAUUUGGAGAAGAUGUCCAAGAGCGGUGAGUGGGGUGAUCAUGUCACAUUGCAAGCAGCUGCAGAUUGUUAUGGUGUGAAAAUUUUUGUUAUGACAUCUUUUAAGGAUACCUGUUGCAUAGAGAUUCUUCCUAAUUUCCAGAAGCCAGAUCGAGUUAUUUUCUUGAGCUUUUGGGCUGAGGUGCAUUACAACUCAAUCUAUCCUCAAGGAGAUGUGUCCACAAGCGAGUUUAGAAAGAGGAGAAGGUGGUGGAUGUUCCGGAAUAAGCAUUAGGAGAUGUCUGGCUGGCAUGGGGCACACAUCCCCCAUUUUGUUGUCGCUACCAAUGCUACUUAACGUAUACACAUAGUUUCCUUGGUUCAAAGACUUGCUCCAAGCUAUCAUACUUCCUGAAUACUCAUAUGUGUUGAAUUAUGUCAUAUGAAGAAUAAACUAUAUUAUCUCUUCUUUGUUUUGAACGUUACCAGUCAUAUUUUGGAUCAUGAAAGUUAAGUCGCACAUUGACCAGACGAAUGAUGAAAGGUAAUGUAUAUGUCAAGUCCUACAAUGGUUGUAAACUAGGUGAGAUUUGGUUAUAUAAAUGAUUUUAAAGAGCUUCAAUUGUAAAUUCAACAGUUGUUUUGGAUUAUAGAGCUUCCUUAAGUUGUGACAA
Messenger RNA from Alnus glutinosa, 1605 nucleotides. RefSeq names its product OVARIAN TUMOR DOMAIN-containing deubiquitinating enzyme 12-like. Gene Ontology annotation, molecular function: cysteine-type deubiquitinase activity. The transcript is spliced from 11 exons. The record is from RefSeq and is a predicted model, not a curated record. NCBI's taxonomy places the organism in Eukaryota, Viridiplantae, Streptophyta, Magnoliopsida, Fagales, Betulaceae. The coding region runs from base 192 to 1226 and encodes 344 amino acids. Gene Ontology annotation, biological process: protein deubiquitination.